Mytilinidion resinicola is the source of this 867-nucleotide messenger RNA. RefSeq lists its product as uncharacterized. NCBI's taxonomy places the organism in Eukaryota, Fungi, Ascomycota, Dothideomycetes, Mytilinidiales, Mytilinidiaceae. The transcript has a single exon. The coding region runs from base 1 to 867 and encodes 288 amino acids. The record is from RefSeq and is a predicted model, not a curated record.
AUGGCUGUGUAUUAUGCAAAACGACAACGGAUUGUGGACGACCUGUUUGACGCAGAUGUACCUCCAGCAAACUCUCCUGCUCACUCUGUAAUCGUCAAACGCAAUUCUGCGAUCGCCAGACUGCCUCUACGGAAUGGCUUCGAUUCGCAGCGAGCGCAUCGACCUAGUACAGUUCAAUCGCUACACACCCCGCAGAACGAUCCAUUGUGGUUAGAGGCGCCGAGCCCGAAACGGCGAAAGACUUCCUUCCGUCGUCGAGCAAGCGUGUGGGUCCUCGGCCCCAGGAUAGACAAGGGAAAGGGAAAGGCUAAGAUGGAAGAGGACUUCGAGAGGGGGAGGUCAGAGCCCUUGGGCAACGGAGACCCACUUGCAGUGUGUGAGCAAGAUGCUCUUUUUACGGAUAAUCUCCCGAGGCAUGUGCGGGCAAAAUCUAUGCCAGAUUUGGCUCAAACAGCUUCCAAACCCGCAGUAGACGCCCCACGCCGAUAUACAAUCGCCAUCACCAACUUUUUAUACGAUGCACUGAAGAAGCUAGGGUUUAGAAAAGAAACUCAAGAUCAAACUCCCCCAGGCAGCUUCGAGGAGCACGGAAUGGCUGGUGGUCUCCGCUUUGACCCAGAGAGCUCUGACUCGAUUCGACACGAUGGGCCUAGUGAUUUCUGGAAGAAGAAGGAGUAUCAGGACCGUCCGUAUGAGCUGUGUCCGAAGUACAGUGACGAGUUAGAGCGGAGGAGUGGCGAGACGAUGCCCACCAACCAGAGCCGCCGAAACAGCCAGACCAGCAGGAUUGAAAGCAUCAGGAGUACCCUGAGCAACCUGGCCAAUCAUACCAACAAUAGCAACGGGUCUACAUCAAAUGCGGGUUGA